Exaiptasia diaphana is the source of this 702-nucleotide messenger RNA. RefSeq lists its product as uncharacterized. The annotation marks the transcript as partial. NCBI's taxonomy places the organism in Eukaryota, Metazoa, Cnidaria, Anthozoa, Actiniaria, Aiptasiidae. The record is from RefSeq and is a predicted model, not a curated record. The transcript is spliced from 4 exons.
AUGAUACAAAGGACAUAUUCGCACGGUACAAUCACAUCUGACAACAUGAUCAACUUUAAAUGUCACCCAUUUUCAGCAUUUAUCAUAUUUUUAUCCAUUUCCCCCAUGGAAUGCAUAGCGGGGUCAAGCAGUCCUUCUGCCAGAAUAAUAAMAAGCAUCAAGAGAGAUCAAAUUGACAAAUCCGGGUAUGCAAACUUUGUCAAACAUGAAAACAGUUUUUUAGAUGUCACUGCGGCGUUGAAAGGCUUUGUGAAAAAACCUGGAGAAUGUGCGUUAAUCUGCGCAAAGCAUUCUCAAGGAUUCUCGUUUAAUUUUGCUGUUAAUCCUGAUGAAUAUGGAAGACAUGCUUGUGAGAUCCUGUCUACAGACAAGUACAAAGAUUCAAGCAAGUUUUUGACUGGCAAGAGUGGGCAGUCGCACUACAGCAUUAAAAGUCCAUGUGAGUCUCGACCAUGUUCUAAUGGAGCAACGUGCAUAGCCCUCUACGACAAGAACAGUUACGUGUGCGAGUGUUCGUACGGAUUCAGUGGUGUGCAUUGUGAAAAAGUUGAACCUACAACGCCUCCGCCUCCUCCACCGACUACAUCUCCCAUGACAACAGCGUUAACAACACCAGCUGCGGUUUGGACCCUUGUUGCACGAUUUUCAAACUCAGAUUCCAAAAAUUGGAUGCUAUCAAGUGGUUUUUGGUGGUAUGAUAAA